This is a messenger RNA of Esox lucius (northern pike), 1358 nucleotides long. Its product is annotated as septin-5-like. Bases 70 to 1308 code for a protein of 412 amino acids. The transcript has 13 exons. The record is from RefSeq and is a predicted model, not a curated record. Lineage: Eukaryota; Metazoa; Chordata; Actinopteri; Esociformes; Esocidae. Gene Ontology annotation, biological process: regulation of exocytosis; cytoskeleton-dependent cytokinesis. Gene Ontology annotation, molecular function: molecular adaptor activity; GTPase activity; GTP binding. Gene Ontology annotation, cellular component: cell division site; microtubule cytoskeleton; septin complex.
UAAACGCACUGAGGUGUGUUGGUUCUAGAACGCACUGAGGUUUUAACGGUUGAAAACAACAGAAAGACAAUGUACGAUGAACGAGGCACACAGACAGAUGAUUCAGUACCUGCAAUGCCUUCAGAUGGAGAGGUCGGCACACUGACCAGAGCUGAAACAGGGGACUUGGGUCUGGAAAGUAUCCUAAGGGAGUUUCCCCAGGAAAUCUUCAACCGUUCCUCCCAGCAGGCCACUGGGUCGAUGCCCGGAAACAUUACCUACUGCUGCCCUUUCUCAGAACACUGUUACCUGGCCACACUCACCAAGGGGAACUCGAAUCGCUUCACACGACCCAAGAGCCCCUGGGGUCCCCUUGACCCCUAUGCUACUGAGAACUGGGACAAGGAGUAUGUAGGCUUCGCCACUCUGCCCAAUCAAAUACACAGGAACUCAGUGAAGAAGGGCUUUGAGUUCACUCUGAUGGUUAUAGGAGAAUCUGGUCUGGGUAAAUCCACUCUGGUCAACAGUCUUUUCCUCACAGACCUCUACAAAGACCGGAAGGUUCUGAAUGCAGAGGGGAGGUUGAGCCAGACUGUGGGCAUCACCCAGAAAACAGUGUGUAUCGAGGAAAAGGGAGUGAAGCUCAAACUGAACUUAGUGGACACACAGGGCUACGGAGACACCCUGAACAACCAAUACAGCUAUAAAGGCAUCUCAGACUACAUCGACUGUCAAUUUGAGCAGUACCGCAAGGAAGAGGUCGGCCUAGAAAGGAGACACAUCCGGGAUAACCGAGUCCACUGCUGUCUGUACUUCAUCUCUCCGUUUGGACACGGUCUGCGGCCAUUGGAUGUAGAGUGUAUGCAGGCUCUGCAGGACAAGGUCAACAUCAUCCCUGUCCUGGCCAAAGCGGACUGUCUCACACGUGACGAGGUCAACAAGAAAAAGAACAGGAUCCUAAGUGAGAUUGAUGAAUAUAUGUUGAAGAUCUAUCAGUUCCCAGACUGUGAAUCUGAUGAGGACGAGGAGUUCAGGAGGCAGGACAUAGAGAUCAAGAAGAGUGUUCCGUUUGCGGUGAUUGGCAGUAACAAAGUGGUGGACAUAAACGGCCGCAAGGUCCGUGUCCGUGUCUACCCCUGGGGCGUGGUGGAAGUGGAGAACCCCGAUCACAGUGACUUUGUCCACCUAAGGAACAUGCUGGUGAGGACUCACAUGCAGGACCUGAAGGACAUGACUCAUGACACACACUAUGAGCGGUACAGAUCACAGUGGCUGUAUAAGCACCAACACACUGAUGAGGACAAUGACUUCUGCUAUCCCACAAUCUGACCCAGGAGGAUGUGAAAUACACAAUACACUGUUAUUCAAAUAAAAUCACA